GGCAAUUGGUUUCGUCAGCCAAUUCAUAUUUCUUUUAUAUAUACAUGGCUAAUAUUAAAUAUUAUAAAAUAUUGAAAAUGUUUAUUAACCUUUGAUAGAUAUUAUAUUAUAAUCUCAGAUUGUAUAUAAUAACCAAUAAAUAUUUUUAUUCAAAGGAAACCAAAUUUAAAUCUGAGAUAACCUUAUCUGCAAUAAUAUUGUGUACAAACGUUAAAUUACAGAGUACUUUCCAUAAUAUUACAAGAAGAUUAUUAAAAAGCUGAAUAAAAAUGAAGGAUAUAGGAGGUACAGUAACAAAAACUUUUCGAGAGACAUUUAAACUAGUUCAAAAAGAUACUCUACGAUGGUUUCCUGGACAUAUGGAUAAAGGUUUAAAGCAAAUGGAACAGCGUUUGAAGAAUGUUGAUUGUAUAGUAGAAGUACAUGAUGCUAGAGUACCGAUUUCAGGACGUCAAGCAGAUUUUCGUCAUACUUUAACUGGUUUAAAACCACAUAUUUUUGUAUUAAAUAAGAUUGAUUUAGCUGACUUGAAAUAUAAGCAGCAAAUAGAAUCUACUCUAAAGAAUGAAGGAUUAUCUCAUAUACUCUUUACUAAUUUUAAAAAUCAAGAUUGCAAGGGCAUGAAAAAAAUAUUACCUUUGGCUAAAGAAUUAAUAUCGAAUUCGGAACGAUAUAAUAGAAGUAAUGAAGAAUCUUUUGCAAUGAUGAUUAUCGGUGUACCUAAUGUAGGAAAAUCUUCUUUAAUUAAUCGUUUAAGAAAUACUUAUUUAAAAAAAUCAAAAGCUACAAAAGAAGGGCCUAUAGCAGGAGUGACACGGUCUGUAUUAACUCGUAUAAAAAUAGCUGAAAAUCCAGAUUUUUAUUUGUUGGACACUCCAGGUAUUUUAGCACCUCAUGUGAAAGAUAUAUACACUGGUCUCAAGUUAGCUUUGAUUGGUUGUUUACAAGAUCACUUGGUAGGACAUAUUGUAGUUGCUGAUUUUCUUCUUUUUUGCUUAAAUAAAUAUGGAAAAUAUGAGUAUGUUGAAAAAUUAGGUUUAUCUGAGCCAAAUGAUGAUAUCAUUUUUAUUCUUACUUUUAUUGCUGCAAAGCUUGGAAAAACUCUAAAAUUACGUGAUUGUACUAAUAAAUAUAUUAUUAAACCUGAUAUGCAAGUUGCUGCUACAUACUUUAUUAAUAUGUUUAGAAAUGGAGAAUUUGGUCCUAUUUGUUUAGACGAGGAUAAAUUAUUUAAUGAGAAUUAAUUUAAUAAAUACUUCACAUAUUUAAAAUUGCAAGUUACAAGAUUAGUUGAAUGAAUUAGAAAGUUUUUAUAUUAUUGUAACUUUAAAUUUGACAAUAUCAUUUGGCAAAACUUAUUUUUUCCAUAAAAAACUAUAUCAUGUUCGUUAAUAUAAAUAAUUAUAAUAAAUAAUAUAUAUUUCUUAACUACUUAAUAUUCUCAUCAUUAUGCACUGUCAUGCACUAAUAGAUAUAUCACAUAUAUAUGUAAUAUAACUAUUUUUUGUAACAAACCAGUACUAUGUACAUAUGAGGUGGUAAUAAUUUUUAUUUUACAUUAUAAAGAAAUAAUAUAAAAUAAAAUAAUUAUUUAUUGGAGGCAAUUUUUAAAAAUAGCAAUUACGAUAUAAAAUAAAUUACGAUUGUAAAUAAUUAAUUUUUAUAAGAACGAUAUAACAUAUUAUUUCUUUAUUACAAAAUGUAUAAUGAAAAAGUCGAAACCGACGUAAUAUAAAACAAUAAUAUAAAAGUAACAAUAUUUUUUUCCUUAUAAUAUAUUUUGGUUAUAAAGAUUUAACAUUUUUUUUAAAAAGGUAUUACAUAUUUUUAACAUAUUUUUAAAAAAGUUAUACAUUAAUUUGUUAAAUUUUUUAUACGCAGUGUAUAUCAAAAUUUAAUAUAUCUAAUACAUCGUAUCUUUCCAUUUAGUCAAUGUAGAAAUACUGUUACUUUCUCUUUUAGUAGUAGAGAAACUGCUUACAUGUGUACUUGUAUUCUUUCACGCCGAUAUUUUGGAAAAAGCCCCAUACAAAUCUUAUGAUUGUUAUUAGUUAAUACAUUUUUUGUUAUAAGCAUUAAUUUAUAAUGUAAUAUAACAAUCAUAGCAAUUCUGUAGUAUUUUUUUAACCUUGAAAUUUGAAGCGUAUAACGGUAAACAUAUUAACAAAUUUUACACGUAUUUGUAGUGAAAAUGUUUGCGAGAGUGACUUUUUACCCGACGUUAUUAUAUAAUGUUUUAAUGGAAAAAAUAACGUCGAGAAAUUGGUAUGAUAGAAUCGACGAGACUGUAAUUUUGGGUGCAUUACCUUUUCGAUCUAUGACAAAACAGGUAUCCAUUUUUGUUAUUUUAUUUUAUUUAGUGUUUAUUACAACAGAUUUUUUUAAUCGUUUUUUACAUUUCACACUGCAGUUAGUUGAGAAGGAAAAUAUGAAGGCAGUAGUUUCUAUGAAUGAAGAUUAUGAAUUAGCCUUAUUAUCUAAUUCAGAAAAGGUGCAAGCAAUUAAUAUAGAUUUAUAACAAAUUAUUAUGUUUGUGUAAUAUAUUUUUGUUAAAAAUGGUUACUUUCUUGAUAUUGAUAUUAGGACUGGAAGAAAUACAAUGUGGAAUUUCUACAAUUAUCAACAACAGAUAUUUUUGAAGUACCUUGCCAAAAAAAGUUAAAAAUGGGUGUAGAUUUUAUAAAUAAAUUUCGUUGUACAGAUAGAAAAUUAAAAAAUGAUGAUCAUAAUGAUGAUAUCAAAGAAACACCAUCAGUUUAUGUUCACUGUAAAGCAGGCAGAACACGUAGUGCAACACUUGUUGGAUGCUAUUUAAUGAUG
Messenger RNA from Vespula vulgaris, 2820 nucleotides. It is a transcript of the gene PTPMT1, whose product is annotated as phosphatidylglycerophosphatase and protein-tyrosine phosphatase 1. Lineage: Eukaryota; Metazoa; Arthropoda; Insecta; Hymenoptera; Vespidae. Gene Ontology annotation, molecular function: phosphatidylglycerophosphatase activity; GTP binding; GTPase activity. Gene Ontology annotation, cellular component: mitochondrion. The record is from RefSeq and is a predicted model, not a curated record. The transcript has 2 exons. The coding region runs from base 270 to 1244 and encodes 324 amino acids. Gene Ontology annotation, biological process: protein dephosphorylation.